Messenger RNA from Globicephala melas (long-finned pilot whale), 2963 nucleotides. RefSeq names its product GATA binding protein 2 (gene GATA2). The record is from RefSeq and is a predicted model, not a curated record. Gene Ontology annotation, biological process: positive regulation of angiogenesis; positive regulation of transcription by RNA polymerase II; cell fate commitment. Gene Ontology annotation, molecular function: DNA-binding transcription factor activity, RNA polymerase II-specific; zinc ion binding; RNA polymerase II cis-regulatory region sequence-specific DNA binding. Lineage: Eukaryota; Metazoa; Chordata; Mammalia; Artiodactyla; Delphinidae. Gene Ontology annotation, cellular component: nucleus.
AUGGAGGCGGCUCCGGAACAGCCGCGCUGGAUGGCGCACCCCGCCGUGCUGAACGCUCAGCACCCAGACCCGCACCACCCGGGCCUGGCGCACAGCUACAUGGAGCCCGCGCAGCUGCUGCCUCCCGACGAGGUGGACGUCUUCUUCAACCACCUCGACUCGCAAGGCAACCCGUACUACGCCAACCCGGCCCACGCGCGGGCGCGCGUCUCCUACAGCCCCGCGCAUGCCCGGCUGACCGGAGGCCAGAUGUGCCGCCCACACUUGUUGCACAGCCCGGGGCUGCCCUGGCUGGACGGGGGCAAAGCAGCCCUCUCCGCGGCUGCAGCACAUCACCACAACCCCUGGACCGUGAGCCCCUUCUCCAAGACGCCGCUGCACCCCGCGGCUGCCGGAGGCCCCGGAGGCCCCCUCUCUGUGUACCCGGGGGCAGGGGGUGGGAGCGGGGGAGGCACUGGCAGCUCUGUGGCCUCCCUCCCCCCCACUGCAGCCCACUCGGGCUCCCACCUCUUCGGCUUCCCACCCACGCCACCCAAAGAAGUGUCUCCCGACCCCAGCACCACUGGGGCUGCCUCCCCAGCCUCCUCCUCCGCAGGGGGGGCUGCGGCCCGGGGGGAGGACAAGGACGGCGUCAAAUACCAGGUGUCACUGACGGAGAGCAUGAAGAUGGAAAGUGGCAGUCCCCUGCGCCCAGGCCUGGCUGCCAUGGGCACCCAGCCUGCCACACACCACCCAAUCCCGACCUACCCCUCCUAUGUGCCGGCCACCGCCCACGACUACAGCAGCGGGCUCUUCCACCCCGGAGGCUUCCUGGGUGGCCCGGCCUCCAGCUUCACCCCUAAGCAGCGGAGCAAGGCGCGCUCGUGCUCAGAAGGCCGGGAGUGUGUCAACUGCGGGGCCACGGCUACCCCUCUCUGGCGGCGGGACGGCACCGGGCACUACCUGUGCAACGCCUGCGGCCUCUACCACAAGAUGAACGGGCAGAACCGGCCCCUCAUCAAGCCCAAACGGAGACUGUCGGCCGCCAGGAGAGCGGGCACCUGUUGUGCAAAUUGUCAGACGACAACCACCACCUUAUGGCGCCGCAACGCCAACGGGGACCCUGUGUGCAACGCCUGUGGCCUCUACUACAAGCUGCACAAUGUGAACAGGCCGCUGACCAUGAAGAAGGAAGGCAUCCAGACUCGGAACCGGAAGAUGUCCAACAAGUCCAAGAAGAACAAGAAGGGGGCCGAGUGCUUCGAGGAGCUGUCCAAGUGCAUGCAGGAGAAGGCCUCCCCCUUCAGCGCAGCUGCCCUGGCCGGACACAUGGCGCCUGUGGGCCACCUCCCGCCCUUCAGCCACUCGGGACACAUCUUGCCCACGCCGACGCCCAUCCACCCCUCCUCCAGCCUGUCCUUCGGCCACCCCCACCCAUCCAGCAUGGUGACCGCCAUGGGCUAGGGACCGCCCCCCACGGACCGACAGACAGAUGCCGGGGAAGGCGCUCCCGGGACGGGGGGCAGGGACCAGACCCUCGGCUGCCCGUCCCUCCCCGGAGACUGACGCUGCCCUGCCAGCCCAGCUGGAGCCCCACGCUGCCUCACCUGUGGGCCCGUCGGCCGUCACUGUGAAGAUGCUCCCUGGGCUGGGGGGGGGCUGCCUCGGCCUCCCAGGUGGGGCCUCCAACACGGAUAACUGUUUGGCGAGCAGAAAGGACAACUUUACGAAGACUGGGGGCAAGGGACACACGCAGGAAACCGCGUCGUGGAAGGAGGAGGGAGUAGAGGCAAAAGUAAUUUAUUUGCUCUUGUUUCUCACGAGGACUGGGAGACUUGGGCGGUCUGAGCUGCCCCAAGUUCGCGGGGCUUCCUCGGCGCCAAGGGCCACUUGACCGUUCCCCGUGCCCGGCUCCGGGGGCAGGUCUUCGGGGACCUCGGCCUGCACCCUCUCCACUGGCUCCCUCUCUGAAAGCGCUGAACCCAGGCCGGGCGCAGAGGGCAGAGACAAUCACGGGCGGUCCCGCGCAGAUUCUCAGGCCGGGGCUGGGUCACAGGAAGGAAACGUUUUCUUGAGAGGGGAAGCGUCUCUCCGAUUGCUCCCCUGGCCUCUGAGGCUGAGGCUGGGGUGACCCGUGCGCCCUAGACGGGUCUGAGCUACAGCCACCUCCUCUGCUCGGCGGACCCCUGUACAUACAUCCUCCUUCUGCUAACCCCCAAACCCCCUCCUCUCCAACUCUGAGACAAAAGAAGAAAAUGUUUAAAAAAAAAAAACCUACAUAAGCUUAACUCGCCGAUGAGUUAGUUGUUUUAUUUUUAAACUCUUUUUGGGUCCAGUCAAUUGUACGUUGCCACGAAAGCCCUUGCUAUGGAAAGGAAUAAAACCUACAAACCAAGGCUGUAGCUUCGCAGUUAUUUUUGGAAAAGUUCUCAGAUCCCACGGCCCUAGGACGGGGAGCCAGGGGCCAGGGGUGGGGCCUCGGCUGCUCGUGGCUUCCAGGGGGCUGACCUGGCAGGUGGCGAAGGCAGGAGCUGGGGGUGGGUCAGAGCCAGGACCGAGCGAGAGGCCACGACCCUGCUGGGUCCUGGGAGGUGCCAGGGUUCUGCUCUGCCUUGCUGUGGCUGUCUGGAUCCUUCCCAAGGUACAGCUGUACAUAACUGUGUCCGAGCUUAGAUUCUGUAUGCGGCAGUGGCAGGGUGCGGUGGCCAGCAAGGACCCGGCCCAGGAAGAGGGUUGUGCUGAUAUAGUCCAAGUGCAAUAUGGGGGGCACCACAGCCAGAAGUAACUUAUUUUGUACUAGUAUCCGCAUAAGAAAAAGAAUCGGCAGUAUUUUCUGGUCUUAUGUUUUAUUUGGCCUGUUUUAUUUUGGAUUAGUGAACUAAGUUAUUGUUAAUUAUGUACAACAUUUAUAUAUUGUCUGUAAAAAUUGUAUGCUAUCUUCCUAUUCCUUCAAAGUGAAAACUGUUAAGAGUAAUAAAAUACUU